ACGGGCUCGCGUGGCAAUGAUUGAUGGUCUGGAGGAGCCACGGGAAGGCAACUUCCACAGUGAGCUAUUUUAAGGCCGUGUCCGUACAUGGAAUCGACCUUAAACCUGCAUCUUCCAGCACGACAGGUGCCCCCCCACCUUCUUGUGCCGUCCACCUGUCUUGUCUUCUCCGCGGUGGGCUGGCGACCCCAAAAGCAGCCGUCAUGCAGUAGAAAUGCUAUGCUGAUCCGGAGCGGACCCCCUCGGUCACCGGAUCAGCAGCAGCUGUUUGGCCACUCCGGUGCUAUUUUCACCUCUUAGGAUAAAAUGAUGUGCACGCCGCGCGCCGCGUCUCCCCGCACCCGCCACUCGGACGUCAGGCAGCCAGGAGGAUGAAGUCCCCGGGCAGCGACCGCGCUGACAACAGCAGCCUCACCUCCGAGCACGACGAGUGGGACGGGAAGUCCACCGGCGGAGAGGAGGAGCCGGCGGCCAGGCGGAGGAAAAGGCGCAGACGCGGCAGGGAGGCGCGCCUGGCGGGCGCCAGCAAGCAGCGGCAAGCGGCCAACGCGCGGGAGCGGGACAGGACGCAGGGCGUGAACACGGCCUUCACGGCGCUGCGCACUCUCAUCCCCACCGAGCCCGCCGACAGGAAGCUCUCCAAGGUGGAGACGCUGCGUCUGGCCUGCAGUUACAUCGCCCACCUGGCCAACGUCUUGCUGCUGGAGGCGGAGGAGGCGGAGGCGGAGGAGGAGGGGAGCCGCGACGGGCAGCCGUGCCUUCGCCAUCACGCCAUCGUGCACAGCUCCGCGCAGCCGCUGCGGCCCAUCUGCACCUUCUGCCUGAGCAACCAGAGGAAACAACAGCUCAGAGACGGCGGAAAGCGGAAGACUUAA
Molecule: messenger RNA, 875 nt
Organism: Entelurus aequoreus (snake pipefish)
Lineage: Eukaryota; Metazoa; Chordata; Actinopteri; Syngnathiformes; Syngnathidae
Product: transcription factor 15
Exons: 2
Coding region: 372-875 (167 amino acids)
Biological process (GO): regulation of transcription by RNA polymerase II; developmental process
Molecular function (GO): protein dimerization activity; DNA-binding transcription factor activity, RNA polymerase II-specific; RNA polymerase II transcription regulatory region sequence-specific DNA binding
Source: RefSeq, a predicted model, not a curated record